This is a messenger RNA of Solanum lycopersicum (tomato), 937 nucleotides long. RefSeq names its product large ribosomal subunit protein eL6. Gene Ontology annotation, cellular component: cytosolic large ribosomal subunit; ribosome. The record is from RefSeq and is a predicted model, not a curated record. Gene Ontology annotation, molecular function: RNA binding; structural constituent of ribosome. Gene Ontology annotation, biological process: cytoplasmic translation; ribosomal large subunit assembly. NCBI's taxonomy places the organism in Eukaryota, Viridiplantae, Streptophyta, Magnoliopsida, Solanales, Solanaceae.
ACAAUCUGCUAGGUUUAACGUUAAUUCUCUCUUUCUUCAGAGCUUCAACAAUGGCGGCCAAGAAGACACUCCGUAACCCAGAGCUAAUUCGCGGCGUGGGUAAGUUCUCACGUUCCAAAAUGUACCACAAAAAGGGUUUAUGGGCAAUCAAGAAGAAAAACGGUGGAAAAUUCCCUCAACACCAGAAAAAACCAAUCUCAGCUCCACCAGCUGAGAAAUCCCCAAAGUUCUACCCUGCUGAUGACGUGAAAAAACCCCUUGUAAACAAGCACAAACCAAAACCCACGAAGCUAAGAGCGAGUAUUUCUCCAGGGACAGUGUUGAUUAUCCUUGCUGGUAGGUUUAAGGGGAAGAGAGUUGUGUUCUUGAAACAGCUUUUAUCUGGGUUGCUUCUUGUUACUGGGCCUUUUAAGCUUAAUGGGGUUCCUUUAAGACGUGUUAAUCAAGCUUAUGUGAUCGGUACUUCAACGAAAGUUGAUGUUAGUGGAGUGAAUGUUGAGAAGAUUGAUGAUAAGUAUUUUGCUAAGGAAGCUGAGAAGAAGCAGAAAAAGGGUGAAGGGGAGUUUUUUGAAGAGAAGAAAGAGGAGAAGAAUGAGCUUCCACAGGAAAAGAAAGAUGCCCAGAAAGCCGUAGAUGCAUCAUUGAUUAAGGCCAUUGAGGCUGUUCCUGAUUUGAAGGGUUAUUUAUCUGCAAGGUUUUCACUGAAGUCAGGCAUGAAACCACAUGAGCUAGUGUUUUAGGCUACUAUUGGCACAAUACUCUUGUUUGUUGAAUUGACCUUGUUUAUCUCUCUGUGUUCUCUUUGAAAAGAGUUUGAUUGUUCACAUGAAAAGUUUUGUUGAUGAGAAUCAUCUUAGAUUGAAGUAUGCAAUAUGAGAUUUCCCCGUCGGAACUAUUUAUUCUUUUAUUACAAUCUUAAAUGUUUAUUGCUCUGAAA